Molecule: messenger RNA, 2105 nt
Organism: Eruca vesicaria subsp. sativa (arugula)
Lineage: Eukaryota; Viridiplantae; Streptophyta; Magnoliopsida; Brassicales; Brassicaceae
Source: the annotation of a GenBank genome assembly
CUUUUGAGAGAAUUGUCUGAAAAAUUGGUGCAAGUUGAGAGUGCUUUAGUGCUCAUAAGUUUGGUCCUUUUGUGUUCGGUAAGAAAGAUCGCGUUUAAAGUUUUUUCCUUUGUUACUUUUGUCAGCGAAUCUCGUCUCGCGACCAACUUCCCCUUAAACCCUUUUGAGAGAAUUGUCUGAAAAUUGGGGAAAGUCGAGUGCUUUAGUGCUAAUGUCCGAGCUAAGCAACUAAAUGGUUCUUCUCCUCCACAAAAGCAUUGGACUUUUCAAACGAUUCUCAACUUCAGCAACUCCAUCAACAUCCUCUGCUUCAGAUUGGAAAACCCAACUGACUCUGUUCCGAGCAGCCAACGAAAUCUCUUCGAUCCUCUUACAACGUCGCAACUGGGACACUCAUCUCCGCUAUGUCAAAUCCAAGCUCCCAAGAGCAACACUUACACCACCUAUCUUCCUCCAGAUUCUCCACAAGACUCGAACGUCUCCUAAAACCGCUCUCGAGUUCUUCCACUGGGCCAAAACCCAUCUCCGGUUCGAGCCUGAUCUCAAGUCUCAUUGUCGUGUCAUCGAAGUUGCUGCCGAGUCAGGUCUAUUGGAACGAGCAGAAGCUCUCUUGAGUCCUCUCGUUGAGACUCAUUCUGUGUCUGUGAUCGUUGGAUCGAUGCAACGGUGGUUUGAAGGUGAAGAAGGUUCACUCUCUAUCUCUCUUAGCUUAGCUCUUGAGUGUUAUGUCUUAAAGGAUAGUUACCAGAACGGCUUGGAAGUGUUUAGUUCAAUGAGAAGAUUGAGACUUUCGCCUUCAGUUAGGGCUUAUAACUCUCUUCUUGACUCUCUUGUUAAGGAGAAUCAGUUUAGAUUGGCUUUGUGUGUGUACUCUGCCAUGGUUAGAAACGGGGUUGUCUCCGAUGGGUUUACUUGGGAUUUGGUAGCUCAGGUUUUAUGUGAACAAGGAAAAUACAAGAGUGUUGUUAAGUUGAUGAAAACAGGUGUUGAAAGCAGCAAGAUUUACACCAAUCUUGUGGAGUGUUAUAGCAGAAAAGGGGAGUUUGAUGCUGUGUUUAGUCUCAUUCAUGAGAUGGAUGAGAAGAAUCUGGAACUGAGUUUCUCUUCUUAUUAUUGCGUGUUGGAUGAUGUCUGCAGAUUGGGAGAUGCUGAGUUGAUUGAUAAGGUUCUUGCUUUGAAGGUAGAGAAAGAUGAGUCAAUUGUGGAUGAUCAGAUCAUAGAAACGCUCUGUGAUAUGGGGAAAACAUUUGCUUCUGAGAUGCUUUUCCGUAGAGCUUGUAAUGCUGGAACAGUUCGGUAUGAGACAUACGGUUGUGUGUUGAAAGCUCUGUCGAUAAAUGGGAGAACAAAAGAAGCUAUUGAUGUAUAUCGGUCGGUAUGUCGGAAAGGUGUUUUUUUAGUUGAUGAGAGUUGUUAUAGCGAGUUCGCAAAUGCUCUAUGCAGAGAUGAUGAUGAUACUAACUCAGAGGAAGAAGAGGAGCUGCUUGUAGAUGUUAUAAACCGCGGUUUUGUUCCUUGUACACAAAAGUUAUCAGAAGUUUUAGCAGCGAUGUGUAGGAAAAGAAGAUGGAACCAAGCAGAGAAGCUUCUUGAUUCUGUCAUGGAAAUGGAUGUUUAUUUUGAUUCCUUUUCCUGCGGGUUGUUGAUGGAACGUUAUUGCAGAACCGGGAAGUUGGAGAAAGCGAUGGAACUACAUGAGAAGAUAAAGAAGAUGAAAGGGAGUUUGGAUGUGAAUGCUUAUAACGCAGUUCUUGAAAAGCUUAUGAUGAGGCAAAGAACUAAGGUGGAGGAAGCUGUUGAAGUGUUUGAGUACAUGAAAGAGAUGGAUACAGUGAACAGCAAGAGUUUUAGAAUCAUGAUUCAUGGGUUGUGUCGUGUGAAAGAGAUGAAGAGAGCUAUGAAGUAUCAUGAUGAAAUGUUGAAGUUGGGGAUGAAACCUGAUUUGGCUUCUUAUAAGCGUCUUAUCUUAGGUUUCAAAUGAAACAUUUGGAUCAGAUUUUAGUUUGAGUUUCCAAAAGUACAACACCAAAGAGAGUUUUUUAAGAUUGAAGUUGCAAACAUAUCUUGCGAGCAUAUAAAUAUAAUUUGUUACAUAUUAUUGCUGC